AUGGAUCCCCUCGAAGAGUCGCCCUGGGGCGAUUCGCAACCCGCCGCCGAGGCCCCCUCGCAAGCGCCCUCUCAGAACGAGCAGUCGACGUCGCAGGCUUCCGCCAAGUCGGACGCUCCCAGCACCUCCUCCGCCCCUCGUCCGUCACGAUCCGGUCCCGUCCGUCGCCUGGUCGCCCAGCCCACCCGCCUCGAGGCCGUCGACGAUCCCCUCGGUCCUCUGGGUCCCCUUGGCGCUCCCGCCGCCGCCGACGACCAUGGCGCCGACGCGGGCCAAGACGCUCCGCCCGUCCCGCCGCAGAAGGAGCAGAUGGUGAUCCGCACCACGAUGCCGCCGCAGCAGCAGGCCAGGCGCUCCGGUCCGGCUGACCCUCACCGCAUCGACGACGACGAGUACGAUCGCCCCUCGGGCCCGAGACAGCCGCCGCCCGUCCAGGCCGCGCAUCCGAGUCCCGUCCGGACGCAUACCCAACCCAGCAUGAGCGUGGAGCAGGCUAGCAAACCGACCUUUACCAUCACCGUGGGCGACCCGCACAAGGUCGGCGACCUGACGAGCUCGCACAUUGUCUACUCCGUGCGGACCAAGACAUCCUCCAAGGCUUACAAGCAGCCCGAGUUCGAGGUCAAGCGCAGGUACCGCGACUUCUUGUGGCUGUAUAACACACUCCACGGAAACAACCCGGGAGUGGUCGUGCCGCCGCCGCCGGAGAAGCAGGCCGUCGGUCGCUUUGAGAGCAACUUCGUCGAGGGACGUCGGGCCGCUCUCGAGAAGAUGCUGAACAAGACCGCCGCGCACCCGACCCUCCAGCACGACGCCGACCUGAAGCUGUUCCUCGAGAGCGAGUCGUUCAAUGUUGAUGUCAAGCACAAGGAGCGCAGAGAUCCGCUUCCCAGCGAGAGCAAGGGCGUUCUUGGCAGUCUGGGUAUUAGUGUUGGCAGCAGCAACAAGUUCGUCGAGCAGGAUGAUUGGUUCCACGACCGCAAGGUGUACCUCGACGCUCUCGAGAACCAACUCAAGGCACUGCUCAAGGCCAUGGAGACGAUGGUCGGCCAGCGUAAGAUGAUGGCCGAGGCCGCCGGGGACUUCUCGGCGUCGCUCCACGCCCUCUCCACCGUCGAGCUCUCGCCAUCUCUCUCAGGACCGCUGGAUGCGUUGUCGGAACUGCAGCUUACCAUCCGUGACGUCUACGACCGCCAGGCGCAGCAGGAUGUCCUCACUUUCGGCAUCAUCAUCGAGGAGUACAUCCGUCUCAUCGGCUCGGUCAAGCAGGCCUUCAGCCAGAGGCAAAAGGCGUUCCACUCGUGGCACUCGGCCGAGUCAGAGCUGCAGAAGAAGAAGAGCACACAGGACAAGCUCCUGCGACAGGGCAAGAGCCAGCAGGACAGGCUGAACCAGAUCAGCGCUGAGGUGGCCGACGUCGAGAGGAAGGUCCACCAGGCGAGGCUUCUCUUUGAGGACAUGGGACGUCUGAUGAGGGCGGAGCUGGACCGCUUCGAGAGGGAGAAGGUCGAGGACUUCAAGAGUGGAGUGGAGACGUUCUUGGAGAGCGCGGUUGAGGCACAAAAAGAGUUGAUUGAAAAGUGGGAGACAUUCCUAAUGCAGCUGGACGCCGAGGACGACGAGACGGUCUUCUACCGCCCGCCCGUCAUCCAGCAGAGCAAGCCCCCGGGCGACACGGCCAUCGACAGGGCCCGCGCCACCAUCAACGACGACUCCGAUUAG
Messenger RNA from Colletotrichum karsti, 1722 nucleotides. RefSeq lists its product as uncharacterized. The coding region runs from base 1 to 1722 and encodes 573 amino acids. Gene Ontology annotation, molecular function: phosphatidylinositol binding. Gene Ontology annotation, cellular component: endosome. Lineage: Eukaryota; Fungi; Ascomycota; Sordariomycetes; Glomerellales; Glomerellaceae. Gene Ontology annotation, biological process: retrograde transport, endosome to Golgi; protein retention in Golgi apparatus. The record is from RefSeq and is a predicted model, not a curated record. The transcript has 4 exons.